Molecule: messenger RNA, 3517 nt
Organism: Raphanus sativus (radish)
Lineage: Eukaryota; Viridiplantae; Streptophyta; Magnoliopsida; Brassicales; Brassicaceae
Product: pentatricopeptide repeat-containing protein At4g21300
Exons: 3
Coding region: 120-2639 (839 amino acids)
Biological process (GO): RNA modification
Cellular component (GO): intracellular membrane-bounded organelle
Molecular function (GO): protein binding; RNA binding
Source: RefSeq, a predicted model, not a curated record
CAGUGAGUUCCCCGAUGACGAGUGUAAUCAUUAUUCCUUAAUUCUCCUCUUUUCGUAUUAUUCGAUCUUCUGAUCGGAAGCAGACACUGAUUGAGCGUUUCUGUGUAUCUCCUCCGACAAUGAGUAUCUCCUCCGUCGCUAAGCGGUUCUCGCCCCCAAUCCGACAUUCGUCUCAAUUACUCGGAGAAUCUCUCCCUCGUCGCCUCUCAUUACUUCUACAAUCCUGCUCUGCCCCAACCCUGCUUCGUCAAGCCAAGCAAGUCCACGCCUUUCUUAUCCUAAACAGAAUCUCCGGCGACGAGAGGAUCCUGGGGAUGUACGCAAUGUGCGGAAGCUUCUCCGAUUGCGGCAAAAUGUUUUACAGACUCGAUUUGCAACGUCGCGGUAGCAUCAGGCCGUGGAACUCGAUCAUCACCAGCUUCGUUCGAGUUGGUUUAAUGAACCAAGCUUUGUCCUUUUACUUCAAGAUGGUGAUGUUUGGAGUUAGUCCCGACGUGUCCACUUUCCCUUGUCUGGUCAAAGCUUGCGUUGCGUUGAAGAAUCCCAGAGGGGUUGAGUUCCUUAGAGACACGGUUUCUCGUCGUGGAAUGGAUUGUAACGAGUUCGUGGCUAGUUCUUUGAUCAAAGCUUACAUCGAGUAUGGAAAGAUCGGUGUCGCGAGUGAGUUGUUUGGUAGAGUAGGGAAGAGAGACUGUGUUAUAUGGAAUGUGAUGCUUAAUGGGUAUGCAAAGUGUGGGGAUUUAGAUAGUGUUAUGAAUGGGUUUAGUGGGAUGAGGAUGGAGAAGAUUAGUCCCAAUGUUGUCACUUUCGAUUGUGUUUUAUCGGUGUGUGCCUCUAAGUCGUUGAUUGGUCUCGGAGUUCAGCUUCAUGGUCUAGCUGUUGUUUCCGGUUUGGAUUUUGAAGGAUCUAUCAAGAACUCGCUUCUGUCUAUGUAUUCGAAAUGUGGGAGUUUUGAUGAUGCGUGUAAGUUGUUUCGGAUGAUGUCUCGUGCUGAUACGGUGACAUGGAACUGCAUGAUAUCGGGAUAUGUUCAGAGUGGGCUAAUGGAAGAAAGCUUAGUUUGUUUCUCUGAGAUGGUAUCUUCAGGUGUCUUACCUGACGCUAUCACAUUUUCUAGUUUGCUUCCAUCAGUCUCUAGGUUUGAGAACCUCGAGUAUUGUAGGCAAAUUCAUUGUUAUAUCAUGAGACAUAGCAUACCGUUGGAUAUCUUCUUAACGAGUGCUCUUAUUGAUGCAUAUUUCAAGUGUAGGGGUGUCUCAACGGCGCGAAAGAUUUUCAGACAGUGUAACUCAGUCGAUGUUGUUGUGUUCACGGCAAUGAUCUCCGGGUAUUUGCAUAACGGCUUGUAUACCGAUGCGUUAGAUAUGUUUAGGCGGCUGGUUGAUUUGCGAAUAUGUCCUAAUGAGAUAACUCUGGUGUCUAUUCUACCGGUAAUUGGAGGUUUGUUGGCAUUGAAACUCGGGAGGGAGCUUCAUGGUUUCAUCAUCAAGAACGGUUUCGAUAAGAGUUGCAAUAUAGGAUCAGCUGUUAUCGAUAUGUAUGCUAAGUGCGGAAGAAUGGAUCUUGCUCAUGAAAUCUUUAGGAGACUCUCUAAGAAGGAUAUUGUUUCGUGGAACUCGAUGAUCACACGUUGCGCUCAGAGCGAUGAUCCAAGUGCGGCUAUUGAUGUUUUCCGUCAGAUGGGAGUUUCGGGAAUCGGUUUUGAUUCUGUUAGUAUCUCAAGUGUCCUCUCUGCUUGUGCCAGCGUAGCUUCGGAAAGCUUUGGGAAAGCUGUUCACUGUUUCAUGAUAAGGCAUAGUUCACUUUCUUCUGAUGUAUAUAGCGAGAGUACGUUGAUAGGUAUGUAUGCUAAGUGCGGAAACCUUGAAUCCGCAAUGAAUGUGUUUGAGAGGAUGGAAGAGAAGAACAUUGUCUCGUGGAACACCAUCAUCGCUGCGUAUGGUAACCACGGGAGGCUAAAGGAUUCUCUCCGUCUGUUUCGUGAAAUGGUUGAAAACAACGGAGUACGUCCUGAUCAAAUCACGUUUCUUGAGAUAAUAUCUUCGUGUUGUCACGCUGGAGAUGUCGACGAAGGAGUUCGUUUCUUCAGAUCAAUGACUGAAGAGUACGGAAUCCAACCGCAGCAGGAGCACUACGCUUGCUUAGUUGAUCUGUUUGGAAGAGCUGGUCGGUUAAACGAAGCUUAUGAAACCGUCAAGGGAAUGCCGUUUGCUCCAGAUGCAGGAGUUUGGGGAACGUUACUUGGAGCCUGUCGGCUUCACAAGAAUGUGGAACUUGCUAAAGUUGCUUCGAGCAGGUUAAUGGAUUUGGAUCCGGGGAACUCUGGUUAUUAUGUUUUGAUUUCGAAUGCACAUGCUGAUGCUGGAGAAUGGGGAGGUGUGACUAAAGCAAGAAGUAUAAUGAAAGAGAGAGGAGUUGAGAAAGUGCCCGGUACUAGUUGGAUCGAAAUCAACAAAACAAAGCGUUCGUUUGUUUCCGGCGAUGAAAAUCAACCUGAGAUGCAUUCUUUACUAAAUUUACUUCUUGAAGAGCUGAAGCUAGAAGGCUAUGUUCCACAGCCUUACCUUCCAAUGCAUCCACAUUCAUCGAGAAAACUAAAUCCAGCAGAGAAAGGAAUGGUAGAUGCAAACAACGUAUAGCAGUUGCAGAGAUGUAGUAAGCAACAGCGAAAAGGCCGUGAAUGAAACAGAGGAUUCCUCCUAUGGACAGAACCCGAUGAUGUGAAAUCCCACAGCCUCUCCUCGAUCUUGAGUUUGCCAUUGUCCCUACGAUCAACAUGGAGAAUGCAAUUGCCAGUAUGAUCCUGAGAACACACAGAUAAAAAAGUGUUUGGAGUUUGGACUAACCAGGAGAAUAUCAGUGAGGCCACAGCUAGCUGUCUGUUGGCAGAGGAUUUUUCAAGGUCUUGUCUUGAGACAACACAGAGGCACCCACCAAGAAAAUUAGCCGUUACAUGGGCUAACACUAAAAGGAUACAUGCAGCUAAACCGUACUUGAAGGCUGUGUGACUUGGGUCUCUACACUCGAAUAUCCACAUCUUCAAAUGCUUCACCUGCACCCCCCAAAACAAACAAAUUAGCUGAAAUCCGCAACUACUAUCUAGUUUUGGUGUGUGUGUGUGUGUGUAAUGUACCUUAUUCUGAGCUACUUCGGCUUCAAUGCCGAGAAUGCCAGCUGAAACAUCCAUGGCUAGGAUCAAGAAGCAGAUGAAGAACCCUACAUUCCUCGACAUUUUUCUUCUUACAGUUUUUGAUCUGCAAUGAAACAAGUUCUUACCAGCAAACAAAGAAGCAGAAAGGGUUGUUUUUGUUGUUGAAGUAGUAACUUGCACUUUGUAUUUAUAGCAGAUAGAGUUUUAAGCUUUACAUUCUCUAGGUUGGAUGGAAUAAGAAUAAAGUGGAACAUAAGUUUCCUCUCUUGCAUUUUUACUAAAGAUCAUGUUAGAGAAUAAAAGUUUAGCUGUGAUUCUUGGUGUAAAAACUUCUUUUUUUUCCAAUGAUAUUUUAACUUUUUUGCA